This is a messenger RNA of Cyphellophora attinorum, 1677 nucleotides long. RefSeq names its product Mitochondrial import receptor subunit tom20. The coding region runs from base 1 to 1677 and encodes 558 amino acids. The transcript is spliced from 2 exons. The record is from RefSeq and is a predicted model, not a curated record. Gene Ontology annotation, biological process: protein quality control for misfolded or incompletely synthesized proteins; protein targeting. Gene Ontology annotation, cellular component: mitochondrial outer membrane translocase complex; i-AAA complex. Lineage: Eukaryota; Fungi; Ascomycota; Eurotiomycetes; Chaetothyriales; Cyphellophoraceae. Gene Ontology annotation, molecular function: misfolded protein binding.
AUGAGGCCCUCACGGACGGUCUUCGCACUUGCAUCCAGCUGCACAAAAGCUGCGUCGGCGAACAGUGGGCUCGCAGCCCGUCUAUCACCAUUUCAAGCCUCACGAACAGCACCACACCGACAGAUCUUCUCCUCGUCCAGAAGUCGGGUGCCUCUCAGCGUCAAAAUCAGGAACUACACCGCCCAAGCCCGCCAUGACAGCCCGAUCCUUUUCCGCAUGCUUCUCAUUGGCACCUUCGCCGCGGUGACAGCCCUCGCCUUCGUCUCCUACGAUGAGUACUUCCACCAAGCACCCAAAUUCGCCGACUACCCGCCCGAAGUGGAGCAGAUGCUCCGGCUCGCGCUGCACUACACCUACGUCAGGCCCGACAAGGACGCCGCGCUACGGAAGUUCCACAAUGCAGUGAAGCUGGCGGAGGAGAAGAGGAUGGAUCCUUUCGGAAAGCCGUUCAUAGGCCUGCGAAUCCGGUUCGCAGAAAUGCUGGAGACCUUCGGGCAUGUAAAGGAGGCGGUCGAGAAUCUGGGUAUGCUUGCACAAGAAUGCGAAGAUAAGAUUGAACCAUCCUCGGGAUCCAUUGAGCAGGACGCAUCCAACGAGCGUCGGAAACGCAUGGUCAAAACCGUCAUCAACUGCAAGAACCACAUGGCAGAGUUGUACCAGGGUGAGUACUUGCAAGACACGGACAAGGCCAAAGAGACUCUCUCAGAAGCCAUAACUUUGUUGGUCAAGGAGUCCCAGGACCCAAAGACCAAGGGCUUGAGCGACAAGAAUGGCGCCGACAUGUCGCAUGAGGAGAUUGCAAGUGUGCUCAACCAUAUGAGCACUUUGUACAGCGCCACCGGCGAGUAUGACAAUGCCCUUCAGACUAGGAUGCUCACGCUAGCGCCUCUGCGCGCCGCAUGCGACGGCUCCCGGACGUGUCGAGAGGGCCAUCUCCUGAGCAACAUCGCCCAUGACAUGUACGGAGCGCUCCAGCAACCAAAUGCCACGAUCAACGGUCAGCCCAAGACGGACGCCUCUGUAGCGGCUGCGCACGAAGCGAUCCUCGGCUGGCUGGGCGCGGCUCAGGAUACGAUUCAACCAAUACCACUGCAGCAAUGGAACGACGAGUGUGCUCUUGGCACCUUCAAAGUAUACUGGACCAUGGGUCGAGUAUACAUCGACAUGGGCGACAAGACUCGAGCCACGGCUGCUUUCAGCACGUUGCUCAGAGCUCUGAAGCAGCUUGGGCCAGAAGCUCUCAGGUCGAUCGGCCAGGAUCACUUGAUAGCAGAUACAGAAGACUUUCUACGCUUAACCGACCCGUUGAAUACAGAACAAAAGUUAGACCAAGAGAUUCAGGCAGCGGUCAAGGAAGCAACGGAAGAGGGCUUCCCUACAGCUAUCGAAGAGCAAGAGAAGUACUUUCACCAGCAGAUCGCACACGGAGAGGAACUGGCAGGCAAGGGCUCGAACCCAAUGCAAGCAGCACUGUGCUUCUACAAAGGCCUUAAAGUCUACUCGGACCCAACAUCCCUCUGGGACAUCUACAAGAGCACCGUUCCUGGAGAAGUCAUGAAGAUUGUGAGAAUCAUGCUCGUACAGGAUAAGGCUCUCAGAGGCAAAAUCGAGGACGCCGACAAGUUGGAUGAGGCAAGGGCCGCCUCCAGACUCCAUGAGAACAGGCAUGCGAAAUAG